UUGAAUAAUUAUUUUUGUGUAAAGCUGGAAGUGUUCAAAUGAAUGACGAAUUUGGUAAAUCUGGGCUUUAUAUUGAUGAUCUUUACACCCUACGAGUUAUCGAUCCGGAAGUGGCGCAUGAAACCAACGAUCUGAAAGACGAAUGUGGAAUAUUCACAAAUAAGCUUGAUGAAUUCCGACAGAUUAUAGAACAGUUUGUUGGCAUAGUGGAAAGCUUCUCCACAGAAGUGGACCAGGAAAAGAUGCGAGCAAUAGGAAUACAAAAUCUACAAAAAACAUUCUCCAAGCAAAAAGAAUCAGAACAACAGCAGAUACAGAGUGAGAUUAUAGAAAAGAUGGUAGAGCUGGAUAAACUGAAAAUCGAGUAUCAGUACUUGCAACGAAUUGAAUCUGAGCAACAGGAGAUCAUCGAUAAUUUUUAUCAAAAUCAAUAAUUGAAUAAAC
Molecule: messenger RNA, 444 nt
Organism: Topomyia yanbarensis
Lineage: Eukaryota; Metazoa; Arthropoda; Insecta; Diptera; Culicidae
Gene: IFT20
Product: intraflagellar transport protein 20 homolog
Exons: 3
Coding region: 39-434 (131 amino acids)
Biological process (GO): intraciliary transport; centrosome localization; protein localization to cilium
Cellular component (GO): centrosome; Golgi apparatus; intraciliary transport particle B
Source: RefSeq, a predicted model, not a curated record